CGUCGUCUUCUGUCAUCUUCAGCUGUCACUUCGCAUGUCUGUCAUAUUUCAUUGUUUUUAAGGAAACACAAGUUGAGAUGGAUUUAUUGUAUCUAAACAAUUAGAAAUCGAAAAAAUGGGCAACGCUGACACAAAAUUAAAUUUUAGAAAAGCUGUUGUACAGCUAACAUCAAAAACACAGCCUAUUGACUCCUCGGAUGAUGGUUUUUGGGACCAGUUCUGGUCAGAGAGCGUGACCAACGUGCAGGAUGUAUUCGCGCUGGUGCCUGGCGCGGAGAUACGCGCGCUUCGUGAAGAAUCUCCUAAUAAUCUCGCGACAUUAGUGUAUAAAGCUGUUGAGAAGCUCGUAAAGAUGGUAGAUAGCAGCUGUAGGACGCAGCGGGAACAGCAGACUGCUCUUAACUGCGCCCGUCUCCUGACACGAGUUCUACCGUACAUGCUGGAGGAGCCCGAAUGGCACGGCUUCUUCUGGUCUUCACUGCCCGCUGCUGCUGAGAAUGAGUCUGUGCCACUUGCGCAGUCCCUUAUCAAUGCCGUUUGUGACCUCCUAUUCUGCCCAGACUUCACAGUCACCACUACAAAACGUGCAGGCCCAGAGCGUGCCGAGGAGUUGUCCUCCCUGGACAGCUGCGAGUACAUCUGGGCGGGCGGCGUGGGGUUCGCGCGGUCGCCGGCCCGCACGGCCGCGCACGAGGCGGCGCGCUCCGAGCUGCUGCGGCUGCUGCUCACCUGCUUCAGCGAGACCAUCUACAAGCCCGCCUCCAGCGCCGCCUCGCAUCAUAAUAAGUGGAUAGCCUACCUGACAAGCCCGGACAACCGGCACGCGUUACCCCUGUUCACGUCGCUGGUGAACACCGUGUGCUCCUACGACCCGGUGGGGCUCGGCCUGCCCUACAACCACCUGCUGUUCGCCGACACACUCGAGCCCCUAGUCGAAGUGGCGCUUCAAGUUUUAAUCGUGACACUGGAUCAUGACACAAGCAAUGCUGUCAAUGAGGAGUCUGAUGAAACUCUCCCGGACAACUUGUUCAUCAACUACUUGUCCCGGAUACACCGCGACGAGGACUUCCAGUUCAUCCUCCGGGGAGUGACCAGACUCCUCAACAACCCGCUCGCUCAGACCUACUUGCCCAACUCCGCCAAAAAGGUCAAUCUACACCAGGAGCUGUUGGUACUGUUCUGGAAAAUGUGUGAUUAUAAUAAGAAAUUCAUGUACUACGUGUUGAAGAGUAGCGACGUCCUGGAAGUGCUGGUGCCUAUACUUUAUCAUCUCAACGACUCUCGCGCUGACCAAUCUCGUGUGGGCCUUAUGCAUAUCGGCGUGUUCAUCCUGCUUCUGCUGUCCGGGGAGCGCAACCUGGGCGUCCGGCUGAACAAGCCCUACACAGCGACCGUGCCCAUGGACAUCCCGGUGUUCACGGGCUCGCACGCGGACCUGCUCGUCGUGGUCUUCCACAAGAUCAUCACCACCGGCCAUCAGAGACUGCAGCCAUUGUUCGAUUGUCUGCUCACUAUACUUGUUAAUGUGUCCCCGUACCUGAAGACGCUGUCGAUGGUGGCCUCGACGAAGCUGCUGCACCUGCUGGAGGCCUUCAGCACGCCGUGGUUCCUGUUCUCGCAGCCGCACCACCACCACCUCGUCUUCUUCCUGCUCGAGAUGUUCAAUAACAUGAUACAGUACCAGUUUGACGGUAACUCGAACCUGGUGUACACGAUAAUCCGCAAGCGCGCGGUGUUCCACAACCUGGCCAACCUGCCGCACGAGCACGGCGCCAUCGCGCGCUCGCUGGCCGCCGGACGCGCCAAGGGACUCAUGACGCACCGGCCCUCGCUGCCCAGGUCCCGCAGUGCGGAGUCAGUAGCGGAGACCCCGAUGGAAGGCUCGCGGCCCGCGCAGCCCGCUGAGCCCGGCACGUUGAACCCCACACUCGCUGAGACUCCUGCAAUCAGUACCAUGACGGAGCGCGAGUCUGCCCACCCCCCGCCGCAGCGGAUAGAGGCGGAGGCGGGCGACGCGUGCGACAUGCCCGACAGCUCCGGCGUGCCCGACGCCGGCGACGGGCCCGACGCGGCCGACGCGGCCCGGCCCGGCCGCGAGCCGCGCGACCGCCUGCUGCCCGCGCGGCCCGGGCCCGACGGACAGGACAGGCCUGAUGACGACACUGCUAUGGAUGUCGAUGAUGGAGACAAACGGGCCAUCACUCAUAGGAACAGCAUCCAAGUGACAAGCGGUACCCGUCCGCUGGAGGGCGGCGGCGAGUGGCGCGCGUCUGCCGAGUGGGUGUCGAGCUGGCGCGGCAAGCUGCCGCUGCAGACCAUCAUGCGCCUGCUGCAGGUGCUCGUGCCGCAGGUCGAGAAGAUCUGCAUCGACAAGGGUCUAACGGACGAGUCCGAGAUCCUCCGCUUCCUGCAACACGGCACGCUGGUGGGGCUGCUGCCGGUCCCGCACCCGAUCCUCAUCCGCAAGUACCAGGCCAACGCCGGCACCGCCGCCUGGUUCCGCACCUACCUGUGGGGCGUCAUCUAUAUACGCAACGUCGACCCCCCGAUAUGGUACGACACAGACGUCAAACUCUUCGAGAUCCAACGAGUGUGAUCGUACCCAACCAGCUGCACUUCCAUGCACCAGUGAUAAACAAAAACCUACCUUGUAUCUUAGUAAUAAAGGUGAUUUUAUUGCCACUGGUGUGUGGUCCUCGACGCACCGACGACCAGCGCUAAGUAUCGCCUUCUAGUAAAUCUUGUUUAUUGUGCUGUUUGAAUGUUUGUAUGAAAUGACCGAGUGUGUGACGUUUUUAUAUGUGUAUGGCUAAUACAAAUGUAUGUUCUGGGUAGUUCUACGUUAUAGGGUGGACCUACAUUCCAUUGAUAAAUGAUGUUGUUUUUUUUUUGGUAUUGCAAUAUGAAGUUAUUCGUAUUGUAUGUUUAUGGAAAUGCUUAUUUGUCAUUCAGACUGAAAUGUUAGGCUUUAAUAAUAUAUUUUUUAAUUUCGUUACUGAAGACUGAUUAAACUUACAAUUUGUAAAGUAAUUUGACGUCAAACCAAGUUUAACCUUUUUCUUCAUCUUCUUUUCCAUUACAUUCUUGAAGGCAAUGCCUACUUUUCUCUAUUAAAGAUCAUCGCUGCAAUCUAACAAAGUCCUUGUACUAAUGUUUGAUAGGAAGUGACAAUUCUCAAUAUUUUGUUAACCCUGACUAGAACUACCAGAAUAUAUACUUGUAUUAUGUUUAUAGAUGUCUAUACUAAUUAGCCCCGCUCUCCCGCGUUUGCAAGUAUAUUGCGUUGUCUGUUUUGGACGUAUAUCAUACCCACUUUAAGUAUUAAAAUUGCAACUGUGGAAGAAGGAUGGCGCUCUGUACAAUGUAUAGUGCCGCCUCGCUUACACAGAUGCAUUAGUAAUACUUGUGUGGGUGUUGUAAUCCUUUCUGAUCAAUUUAUUGCUUCUCCUAGUUUAAGCACGUUCGCGGUGUAUUUUCACUUAUAUACGUACCUAUGUAUAUUGGCUUCUAGCCGCUCAAUGCAACAUGCUGAUGUUGAUGUUAAAGUCGUUGUUAUCUUUUGCCAUCAUCUUUUAACGCUAGAUGUUAGAAAAGGAGAGCUAUAAUUUGCGUACAAGGAAAUCUGUCUUUCUGUUUUUUAUUUAUUAUCUAUUUCUCUGUUUUUGAUUGGCUACUUUUAAGUAUGCCAAUUAUCUAUCAUUUUCGAAUAGGUAUUGGCUUAGAUCGGUUAUUUGAGCGA
Trichoplusia ni (cabbage looper) is the source of this 3739-nucleotide messenger RNA. Its product is annotated as protein HID1. The coding region runs from base 116 to 2596 and encodes 826 amino acids. The transcript is spliced from 17 exons. The record is from RefSeq and is a predicted model, not a curated record. Gene Ontology annotation, cellular component: membrane; Golgi trans cisterna; Golgi medial cisterna. NCBI's taxonomy places the organism in Eukaryota, Metazoa, Arthropoda, Insecta, Lepidoptera, Noctuidae.